Messenger RNA from Girardinichthys multiradiatus, 4118 nucleotides. RefSeq names its product putative oxidoreductase GLYR1. NCBI's taxonomy places the organism in Eukaryota, Metazoa, Chordata, Actinopteri, Cyprinodontiformes, Goodeidae. The transcript has 16 exons. The record is from RefSeq and is a predicted model, not a curated record. The coding region runs from base 242 to 1699 and encodes 485 amino acids. Gene Ontology annotation, molecular function: NADP binding; NAD binding; oxidoreductase activity, acting on the CH-OH group of donors, NAD or NADP as acceptor.
AAAGCCCCAGUUAAUUCAGACACGGCCUUGGGAAGGAGUUAGAUUUGACCAGACUUCUGCACACACAUUUUGUACAAGAUUAGUUUCUAGUGGGACAGAUGCACCAGUCCUCGCUAAAACUGUGGAUCAGCAAACUUACAACACAUGACAUUAGAUUUAACUCCUAAACUCUCCAAGUGCUCAUUGACUCAACACGGCUCAAACAAAACACCACCAGGGGCAAGCUGGGCCGUUACCCACCAUGGCCAGGAAAGUAAGUCCCCCCAAGGACCUGAAAAAGCCCAGGGGCAAAAAAUGCCACUUUGUGAAAUUCUUUGGAACUGAGGACCACGCCUGGAUCAAAGUAGAACAGCUGAAGCCCUACCACGCCCACAAAGAAGAGAUGAUCAAGAUAAAUAAAGGAAAGCGCUUCCAGCAGGCAGUCGAUGCAGUGGAAGACUACCUAAAGAAAGCAAAAGGGAAAGAACAGAACUCUGAUUGUAAAGGAGAUUCGAAAGCAAAAAAAACAUCCAACAAGCCACUGAAAAUUCUAGAGGAGGAUGAUGAGGACCUCAGUGCAUUGAAGGACCCUUCUGAAAAGGACUUAACUGAUUCUGACCCUGAGCCGUCUGCUAUUGAGAGGCUGGGGGCUGGACCUGGUUCAGGAUUCAAAUGGGAAAGCAGUCCUGUCAAGGACGACCCACAUUUUCAUCACUUCCUGCUUAGCCAGUCCGAAAAGCCAGCAUCAUCAAUGGAGCCAAUUAGCAAGCGGCUGAAAAUCAUUGAAGAGGUCACAGGUUCAACUUCUAUUCAAGCAGCAGACAGCACAGCUAUUAAUGGCAGCAUCACGCCCACAGAUAAAAGGAUAGGCUUCCUUGGUCUAGGCCUCAUGGGUAGUGGCAUCGUUUCCAACCUGUUGAAAAUGGGUCAUGUUGUCACCGUGUGGAAUCGCACUGCAGAAAAGUGUGACCUGUUCAUCCAGGAAGGAGCCAGGUUAGGCCGGACUCCUGCAGAGGUGGCCUCCAUGUGUGACAUUACUUUCUCAUGUGUCUCAGACCCCAAGGCUGCCAGGGAUUUGGUGUUGGGACCCAGUGGAGUGCUCCAGGGAAUCAGGCCAGGCAAGUGCUAUAUAGAGAUGUCCACUGUAGAUCCAGAAACCAUCACAGAACUCUCACAGGUGAUCACAUCACGGGGUGGCCGGUUCCUGGAGGCUCCAGUGGCAGGAAGCCAGCAGCUCUCCAACGACGGGAUGCUGGUUAUCCUGGCAGCUGGUGAUAGAACGGUCUAUGAGGACUGCAGCAGCUGCUUUCAGGCCAUGGGCAAGACCUCAUUCUUCCUUGGUGAAGCAGGCAACGCAGCGAGGAUGAUGCUAAUCCUCAACAUGGUCCAGGGCAGCUUCAUGGCCACCAUUGCAGAGGGGCUCACUCUGGCUCAGGCCACCGGCCAAUCACAGCAGACCUUCCUUGACAUCUUGUGCCAGGGCCAGAUGGCGAGCACCUUUGUGGACCAGAAAUGUCAGAAUAUUUUGCAAGGCAACUUUAAACCAGACUACUAUUUGAAACACAUUCAGAAGGACCUGAGGCUAGCCAUCUCUAUGGGCGACAUGGCCAACCAUCCAACUCCAAUGGCUGCAGCAGCCAAUGAGGUUUACAAGAGGGCUAAAGCACUGGACCAGUCAGACAAUGAUAUUUCUGCAGUCUACAGAGCCUACAUUCACUAGAGAGAGAGAGGUGACUUAUCCUCUGGACCACGCAGUCUUUAAUCAUUUAUCUCUUCUUUGUCAUCUAAUGAGUUUUUAUUUGAAAUUCUAGUGGUUUUAUUUCAUUUUGCCCUAGUGCCAGUCACAUUGUUUGCCCCAUGCUACCCCAAGUCUGGGAUUUUUGCUUUUUUUGUUUUUAAAGGCAAUCUGGAGCAUUGCACUGACUGUACUGGGAAGGACAAACAUUGUAAGAAAGCUCCAAAAUGAGGUUGUACUACUAUGCUGCAGCAGCAGUCCUGGUUUCAUCUUUUUGAAAAAUGGUCAACAAAAUACAGUGUCUGGAGAGAUCUUGGGGUCCAGCCCCACUGUGUGGCUAGAAGCGUUGCUGUCAUGUUUUGUGCACACAUAAAGUUAAACCUUUUUUGCUCAAGUGAGUAUUUUAAGUGUAAUCUUUGCUUUUUUUUUUUUUCUUUAACUCUCAAGAUCCCUAACAGAACCACCAAGAACAUGCCACUGCAUUGCCUUAAUAUUGAAACCCUUCAAGUAUUUCAAGUAUAGAUGUAUUUAUUUAUGUUCCUCUGUAGGUUGUCUUGUGCAGCAUGGUCAUGACUUCUUCCUGUGGUAAACUGAAUCCUUGUUUCUUACAUCAGAGGGUGUAAUCUCUAAGGACCGAUCAACAAAUACGUUGAGGCCUUAAACUCCAGUAAAAGCUAGUUUCACCAGAACCUGAGUUCCGCUUAUUAAAUCAUUGGGUUUUUGGGUUUGGGGAAAGUUCUCGUAUCUUCAUCUUUUUUGAGUUCAGUUACUCCUCUUAAAGAAGGCAAAUCCGGUUUUUUAUUUGUAUUUUGAAAUGUUUAUUAUUGGUUGGGAGUUUAUAAAAGCCGUGGAAGAAUAUUAAGUCAAGUAACUGAAAGGUUUAGGUGGGAUUUAACAACCGAUAAUCAAAUCUUUAUUUAAAUCUUAAGCUGAUUUUUGGUGGAAUAUAAACUGUUACAUGAUUCAACUCGGGGUCCAGAAUGGCAUGUUGAACAGCUCUGUUUCUGAUGGUUUCCUCCUUUGCUUCAACUAACAAGUAAAGUAAACACAGAGCCAUGAUGUUGUCAGAUGGACUCUGCUUCAUGCUUCAGUUGUUUGCUAAGAGAAAAACAGCACUUCCAUCUGAUAUUACUGGAGAGCAUGUUAAUUAUACAGCUUGUUAAGUUCUGUCAACUUCAUUUUCCACAUCAAAAUACCUUUCUUCUUUUUAAUACUUUUUUUAUAGGACUUGUUGAUCUGCGGACACAGGUCUUCAGCUUUUAAGCACAGCACUUUCCACAGUUUACCGACACCUUUUAUUACAGCAGCAGUAGAAAGAUUCACGUUUUGAUUCAUUUUAAUUGUUUUUACAAAAUCACAGGUGCUACAAUUGUCACCCAUAACAAUCCUAAUAACACAAAUCAGAAAUAUAUAAAUCAGAAAUGUAUUUUUAAUUAUAAACUUUUAUUAAAGUAUCAAAGUUUCUAGUAUCUAUUUAGCUUUUUGUCAUGAAAUUCUUAUUUCUUUUAGUCACUCUUCAAUAUGGAAUAGAAAAGAUAAUAUAGCAUUCAAGUAAGGCAUUAAAAUAUAUACUGGACUAAAUUUUCAGAUGAUUAAAAAGGGAAAAAAAUCUGUUACUCCAAGUGGGAGAUGCUGCUGCUAAUUAAUUUAAGACUUCUGUAGCAGGGGUGCCUAAACAUGUGGAGGGUGCUGUAGCUACAUAACAAACAGCUUCUGAUCCUCAGAAGAAAACUAAAGACAACCAAAUGGCAAAUUUAUUGAUGCGAAAAUAAAAGACAGAUGUUAACAAUGGGGAUUUGUUUUGUGAACAUGCUGCAUGUCUGGUAGAUUGUAUGCAAUGACCUGAAGAAUCAGCACCCUGAUUGGACAGAUGACAACCAGAAGACCCCAGUGUUUUUGUUUUUCUACAUUUUCAUCAGUUGAAAGUAGAAAGGAUUUGUUUUUUUAAUUAAACUCUUAAGUUAUGUAUGAGGACUCAAGUGUUUUAUUUUGAAAAACUUCCUGUUUGCUAUGAUAAAGAUCUUUUUUCUUUAGUUUUUCCAGACACCUAUGAGGGUGAGAACCUGUUUUUAGAAGACAGUUGUAAAUAGCACAUGAAACUACAUAGGGUUCCUUUUGUAUUUACAAUAACCAGAAUUACUGACAACUACAUUUGUUUGGACUCUGUGGAAUGACUAACAUCUAUUUCUUGAUACAGUAGAUGGUUUUGUUCAACUGUAAAUGGUUUAUAAAUAUGUGGCUCAUACAGUCUGGCUUAUUGCAUUGAAAUCAUACGGAUAAGGAUUUGGAUCCCAUCAAUAGAGAGAGGAUGCAACUUUGGUUUGGGGGAAUAUUUAUGAGUUUGUGUACAUGUAGAAAUACCAAGAAUUUUGUGCUGUUUAAUAAAUCCUCUCCUGAUUACUGA